Acaromyces ingoldii is the source of this 1048-nucleotide messenger RNA. RefSeq lists its product as hypothetical. The coding region runs from base 96 to 956 and encodes 286 amino acids. The record is from RefSeq and is a predicted model, not a curated record. NCBI's taxonomy places the organism in Eukaryota, Fungi, Basidiomycota, Exobasidiomycetes, Exobasidiales, Cryptobasidiaceae. The transcript is spliced from 5 exons.
CACCGAUUGACGAGACGCAUUCAUUCUUCUUAUUCUCUCCACCAGAUCCGAUCGGCAGCUUGACUGGGUGCUGCUGCCAAGUAUCGCAAGGGAAGAUGAGCCGUCCAGAGACAUCGCCGCUUCUCGGCCACCGCUCCUCGCCGAGCCGCUUGGCCGUCUGGAAGGAACGUCUGUCAGAGGAGGUCGAUGUUGACGACUGCGGGUCCGCGCUCACGGCUCAGUGCGUCAUUGCGGGCGCCGCUGAUGCCGCCGCGUAUGGCCAGACGGGCACCUGGGUCGCCUUCAUGACGGGCAACCUGACGCAACUGACCAUGUCCGCCACGACGAUUGGCAUGACGAGGCCGAGCCCAGAGUCGAGCGUGAACCGGCUGAUGCUCUCGGGCUCGUCGGUGCUGGGCUUCAUCGUCGGCGCCUUUGUUGCGAUGCACCUCGACCGGCGCUUCGGCUCCCGCUCGCGCGGCAAGCUCGCAUCGAUGGCCGUCGCCAGGGCCGCCGUCUGCUUCGUCGUCGCCGCCUGGGUCGCCUGGGAAGCGCGGAGGGGCCAUGGUUGGGAUGGCUGGAUCGGCGCUGGCGCGCUAGCACUGCUCGCCAUCAAUAUGGGCAGCAUGGCCGUCAAUGCGCAAAAGGUGGGCAAUGGCCCCUAUGCCACCACGGUCGUCUUUACAGCCACGCUUGCCCAGCUCUUCUCCGAUCCACUGCUGCCGUUUGCCGUCUCGUCUGCCUCGCUCAAGCGGGCCAAGUCCAUCUUUGGUCUCAUUCUCGGUGCAGCCCUCUCGCAGGCCAUCAUGAUUCUCACCCCUAGACUGACGGAGACGCGCGAGGAGACGAGGCUGCUCAAGGAGGCCUCCUCGUACGGCUCCGCCUACGCCCUCAUCUUUGUGGGCAUCGUCGAAGUCGUCGCUGUCGGCCUCUGGCUCCGGGUCAAGCCUGCUGCUGCUGCGGCAACGGGACGAUAGCUACGGAAGCCCUUUCACACAGAGUGUAAUGAAGAUGUAAUCAUUUGCCAUAUACAUGCACUUGUCUAGUCAUGGCAAGCAAGCGGAACAAG